GUCGGACGAAAUUCAUAAAAGCCUUCCAUACAAAUUUAAGCAAAAUCAGUAACAAAAUCUACAUGUUCUACACAACAACACAACACAAUAGCUCGUAUUAGUUAACAAAUAAUUUGUUUUCUAAGAGAUCCUUACAAUAAGAAACUAUGUUUUUCGUGAUUGUUCCCCUGAUGUUUUACAGAGCAAUGAAGAGGCAAUUGACAUAAGGUGCUCAUCCUAGCGUUGGACAUCCCCAUGUAUGACAAAGUGUAUAAAAGCUUUCUUCUGUGCUUAGUCUCUGCGAUCCUUCGCACAGAAAAUGUUUAUAUUGUAUAUUCUACAUAAACAACACACAAGGUGUGAGGAGUGACGCGUACCAGUUUAUUGGAGACGAUAUUACAAGUAUAGAUGUAAUGUAAAAUAUACAAACAUGUUCAUGUAUCAACUAGCAGAAGACUGGGGAAAAACAACACCCCGGAAAAAAAACGACGCGUUAUGCAAACCGGUAAAGUCAAGUGAAAGACGAAUGUAAUUAGCUAAACAUUUAGGCAUGAGUGAACCUCUAGGGAACGCGCAAGGCGCGAAUUCCGAGUGCCCAACAUAAACACAUUUUCAUAUGCAAAUUCAAGGCAACAUCAAAAGAUCUUACUCCAGCUACGCAAAAAAUAGCUCGGACAAUUCCACGAGUGCGGUAUCUAGUAAAUUUACUUAAAAUGAUCCUUACAAUAAAAAACAAUGCUUUUGUCGUUGUGAUUAUUUACCUUUUUUACUGCUGCCCUAUGCUGCCACGCGAGACUGGGUUACAGAAGAACAAACGACGUGGUACAGAAGCGUGGAAUAUCCCCUAAGGGAACGAGAUAACUAGGAUAAAUAGAAGCGGUUCAACACACAUUCACACAGCGAAUGAGCGGCACUCAGCAGCAGGCAUUCCACGUCAGCAAUUUCUUUCUGCUUUACAGCUUGAAUUUCUGGAAAAAAAGAUCUCUCAUCUCCAGUAUGAGUACGUUGACUACUACCCCGAUCUUAUUGGUUCUUAUAUUCGUUGCCAUGACGACAUCAAAGAAGCUGUCACUGCACAAUGCGAAGGUAACAAGGGAUGACAAGAGGGGCGCCUUAGACUUCUACAUGUUGAGUCAAUGCAUUACCGGACGGGAUCCGGCAGACUUCAACGGGUAUGGUUGUUAUUGCGGCCUCGGCGGUGAGGGCUUCGCACUCGACGACUUAGACAGGUGCUGCGUCAAACACGAUAACUGCUACGGAAUCAUCCAGGACUCGGGAAUCUGCGGGCUAAGCUUUAAUGUCUACACGUUACCCUAUACCUACUCCGCUGACUGUAAAACAUGCGAUGAGCCCUCUGCCUAUUGGUUUUAUGGCAAAUGCCGUCAUGCUCUCUGCCUGUGCGACUUGAUAGCUGCCAAAUGCUUCAAGGAAACGGCGUAUAACGAGAAAUAUCGCAACUAUGACAAGGGCAUGUGUACCCUCCCGACUGGUGGGCCGCCUGUGGAAGAUCAUGGGACUGGCCAGAGCCUUAUGGAAUCGUAUGCUGACCGCCGCUUUGGGGUACCUGUGGAAUCUAGUGAUCACUAGAACCCAGGGAAACUAGUGGAAUUUCGUGAUGAAAGCUACGUGCUUAGUACCUAUGUACCUAAAUAGGAAUUUUGAAUACGUUUAGAAUUCAAGUUAAAAAAAUAUAGCAUUUCCAUUUGUUCUCUGACUUUCUGUGGUUAAACAUUAAAAAUGACUACAUCGUAGUCAAUUAUAAAUUGA
Molecule: messenger RNA, 1746 nt
Organism: Nematostella vectensis (starlet sea anemone)
Lineage: Eukaryota; Metazoa; Cnidaria; Anthozoa; Actiniaria; Edwardsiidae
Product: phospholipase A2 A2-actitoxin-Cgg2a
Exons: 5
Coding region: 883-1566 (227 amino acids)
Biological process (GO): phospholipid metabolic process; arachidonate secretion; lipid catabolic process
Molecular function (GO): A2-type glycerophospholipase activity; calcium ion binding
Source: RefSeq, a predicted model, not a curated record